This is a messenger RNA of Dendronephthya gigantea, 1271 nucleotides long. RefSeq names its product RPA-interacting protein A-like. The transcript has 8 exons. Gene Ontology annotation, cellular component: nucleus. NCBI's taxonomy places the organism in Eukaryota, Metazoa, Cnidaria, Anthozoa, Malacalcyonacea, Nephtheidae. Gene Ontology annotation, biological process: protein import into nucleus. The coding region runs from base 358 to 975 and encodes 205 amino acids. The record is from RefSeq and is a predicted model, not a curated record.
AUUAAAGUUGAGCUAAUCUAUUUGUACAAUUUAAAUUCUAUAAAAAACAUGCAAAUACUUCGCUAGCGAGUAGCGAAAAUUUCUUUGAAAAUGGAAAUCGAGCCUAACACAGUAGAGGCACCUUAAGUUUAAAUAUGUCCCAGUUUUACGCGCGAAAGCUCCGGAAAGAGAAACCACUUCUUCUUUGGUCAUUUAAAACUGCUUGGUUACAAAAGGAUUUAAAUUUCUUUGUUUAUAUUGCAAUUGUGUGUAAGAUUUAGUGUAUUUUUGUGCAAAGUUUAGUCCUCGAAAUAGGAAAUUCUUCCUGAGAGCUAGAGAAUUUGGGCUGAAGAGAGGUAAAACUGAGAACAUCCAAAAAUGUCUGAGCGCAUUCCCAACCGUUUUGGCCAGUACAAACAUUCAACUCCGCCGUGGAAAGAGGUUUACCGCGAGCGCUGUUUACACAGAGUUCGUGAAGGAAGAUCAAGGCUGGUCGACAGAUUCCGCGGAGUGCAGGACUCAGAGGAAGCGGCUAUGGAGCAAGAGUGGGAUCGUUUAGAGCAAAAGCGUUCAAAUGAGGAAUUGGAUGCUAUGCUUCAUGUCAUGGAGGAAAUGCAAAAUGAGAAAAGAUUGGAAGAACAGCAGAUGUUAAGACAAUAUGAGGAGAGGUUACAGUUUGAAGAAGAUAGAUUCUCUGCUUGUAUUGAAUGCUUUCUUGCAGAUGAUGUUAUUUGCCCCAUAUGUAAACGAAAUCCAUUACAGCAAGACAAGCAAGUGAUUUUCUGCUUUUGUGGAAUGAGAGUUGACACAAAGAAUCAUGCAGUUACAUUGGAUUUUGUUAAAAAUCAAUUAAAAGAUGCUAUGGAACAACAUGGCAAAAUGAAUGAAUGCUGUUUUGGAGAAGCAUUGUUUAGUGUUUCAUCUUAUCCUGAAUAUGAUAUAAGCAAUCUCAUUAUGGCUUGCACAGGCUGUGACUUUUUGGCUGUUGUCCUUUGAGGAAUGAGGGAAGGAUUGAGUUCAGCAGGGAUAUCAUCUUGUUGUGUUGUUGUUGCAAUGAAUCCAGAUACAAUACAGUUUUGAUCAUAUUUAGAAUAUAUUAUUUAUAAUUAUUUAUAAAUAGGGUAACAUAGGAUAUUUGUUAUCUCCGAGUUGUUGCAAAUAAUCCAGAUACAAUAGUUCACUGGAAAGUGGAAACGAUACAGUUUUGUUUAUAUUAAGAAUAUGAUAUUUAUAAUUAUUAUAUAUUAUUUAUGAUUAUUAUAAAUAGGACAGCAUAGGAUAACAUAGGAUAA